Messenger RNA from Rhopilema esculentum, 888 nucleotides. NCBI's taxonomy places the organism in Eukaryota, Metazoa, Cnidaria, Scyphozoa, Rhizostomeae, Rhizostomatidae. The record is from RefSeq and is a predicted model, not a curated record.
AUGUAUUCAUGUCAUCUAGAAAUGGCUGAGGAUCUAGGAAGGAAGAUCAUAUUUGAUAAUAUUGAUCUUUAUGCGCAAAGACAUGAGAUGACUGAAGAGAACCAGAAUAAAGACCUUCAUUGGGUCACUGUGAUUUCAACAGAAAAUCGUAUAUCUGGAGUUAAGUUCAACUCUGCUGAAAAACCUGCCAAAUGCUCCUUGGCUGACAUGGAUAAUGCUGUAUGUCUCCCUGACAAAUCUGAUCACAGGAAGCAACAUAAUGAUUACAUAGUUCUGGUGUCAAGGUUGAUCACAUCACAUAUAGAUUGCCUGAAGUUUCUGCAAGAAGUUGUCGAGAAGCAUAUCACACACGAACACAGCAGGGAAGCCAGCAAACCAACAGAAACAACUUUCCUUGGGAUAAUUUAUGAAAAUGAUGCUGAUGGUAUAUGCAAGGUCUUGACAGAGCUGCAUAAGUAUGUACCCAAAGCAGAUGUCGGGUCUUGUUCAGAAGCGUUUUAUGCAGAGCAAGGGUUCACUGCUGAUCAGUUAAGUGUUGAAAGGGGAGUUAAUUGUUUGAAACAGGUGAAAAAUGGAUUCACGCCAGAAGAGCGUCUUGAUGGAAUCCACUUUGAGAUUGCAGACUUUCAUGCACAAAUGAAAUUUCUUCAGCUUGGAUUUGAUCAUUUCUACAACCCAAAAGUGAGCAGUGAUAAAUGCACCAUGUUUGCAGAUAGGGCACUGAUCAACAGAAGGAAUGUAUCAACCGAUGUAAGAAAGAAAUAUAAUGCUUGCAAACAGUUUUUUUUUCCAGAGGUGGAAGCAAGAAUUUUGGCAGCAGCAAUGCAAGUUUUAAAAAUAAAAUCUUUCAGAGACAUUCAACUUUUGAUAUAUUGCCUGCUGACUUGA